AUGAUGCAUGCGGCGCUUGUACAUGGCGUUUACGGUGUGGUGCAUGAAGAAUACACAGAGAUGAUGAGGCCGCUUGGAUACAAUGACAUCCUCCGGCUUGUUGACAGCAGAAUCGAGCUGGGCUCUAAGAGCACCCAGAAGAAGGUGAUGUUUUAUAUCAAAAGCAUCUACAAGCAGCGAUAUGGAAAGGAAAGCAUCACUGCAAUCAUAUCUUCGGGCUCUGACGAGCCACAGUUUCUAGGAUACACAGACGGGAAGAAGAAAGGGAUUGUGGUACAAAACCAGGCAUUUGAAUGGAGCCUGAAAAGAGUGGAAGGCACCAAUGGAUACAAUAUCACGCCUGAAUGGGCUGAAGAUGAGUGCAUGACGCUGUCUGAUGAAGAAAUUCUAAGCAUCUCUACAUGCAGGAUUCAGUAUAGCAGGCAGGUUUUUGUUUUUGAGGAUGAGCCCUAUCCGAUUUCUCAUCGGAAAAAGAAUACCAGAAGUGCAAAUGAAAUACACGAUGGCUACCAUUCAGACAGCUCAUCGGAUCUAAAUUAUUAUAUUGGAAGUGUCAGCGACUCGUCGAGGUACGCUGAGGACGACAGCUCGCAUGCGCCAGCAAAGCUUGCGAGGAUAUCAGACUCCUCGGACUCAGAUGCCAUCAAGGAGUUGCUGGAGCCUAGCGUUGUAAGAGUGGCCUCAGACCCGCCAAAGCCUGUGAGUAGUACAACUUACAGCAGUAUAACCACGUAUGGCAACAGUAUGGUUUCGCCUGUGCCUGUAACUGUGUUAACCUCUGUUUUGACAUCGACGUCCGUAUCAACUGUUUUGGUUCAUGUGACAAAGACGGUUGAUGAUGAGCAGACAAUAACGAUCAUCAACGAGCCAACGAAAAACAGAAAAAAAAGCAGGUGUAUGAAUAAAGGCAUUCUUCCGUCGAUUAUCUCGGCAUCGGACGUCUGCAAUGAAAACGAAAGCAACAGCAGCAGUGAGUCAUUUAACGAGUCGAAUUACUACCAAAAUGAUUUGAAGUACUACAAUAGCUUUGCAGACAUGAGAAUCCAGGAUAUCAAGAGCCUUAAUGAUGUGAAGUCGUUUAGUCUAAAUGAGUUUCCAGUGCUUAAAAAGUUUAUUUCUCUGUAUGAAACUGAUAGCAAUGCCCAGAUACAAAGCACGGUCACCAGUCCCUAUACAUUGUCGAUAACAACAGUGGCAUAG
Ordospora pajunii is the source of this 1200-nucleotide messenger RNA. RefSeq lists its product as uncharacterized. The transcript has a single exon. The record is from RefSeq and is a predicted model, not a curated record. The coding region runs from base 1 to 1200 and encodes 399 amino acids. NCBI's taxonomy places the organism in Eukaryota, Fungi, Microsporidia, Ordosporidae.